AUGGCCAGCCAAAUGAGCUCCCCCAUUUACUACAACUUCUCCUCCGAGUUGAGCAGCCAGCAGCUGCCCUCUGCUCUGGUCGAUCGCAGUGGGCCAAACUGGCGUCCGGAGAUUCACUCGGACAAUCGAAAUGUCCGCCAGAUUAACCUCGACGCGGGCAACGAAAACGCUCUUCCUGGUAGUGAGUCGAGCGGCAACCAGAGCGGCCCACAGCUGGUCAUCUGGGGCACUGAUGUGUCGGUCAACAAGUGCCGAGAACUGUUCAAGAAGUUCAUCAAAACAUUCAAGUUGGAGAGCAACCAAAAUCUGGAGUAUGACGAGCGCCCCAGCAGCCAGGACUUUAUGGACAUUGACGUGGAUUACCAGAGUCGCGAUAAUCCGCAUUAUCUGGGCAAGCUGAAGGAGACUUUGCUGUUGGGAAAAUCGCACUUUGACGUGAACUGUGAACACAUUCACAAGUUCAAUGAGAACUUUUACCGUCAGCUGGUACACUACCCGCAGGAGGUGAUUCCAACCAUGGACAUGACCCUGAAUGAGCUGAUCAAUGAACUGUUCCCGGAGAGCGUUCGCGAAAACGAGCGCGUUUGCGUUCGCCCGUUCAAUGUGCUGAAGACGUCCAACAUUCGCAGCCUGAACCCGGAGGAGAUCAACCAGCUGAUCACCAUCUCCGGCAUGGUCACCCGUGUCUCGAACAUCAUCGCGGAGAUGUGCGUCGCCUUCUUCGAGUGCACCGUCUGCAACUGGAGCACCACCGUGGAGGUGGAUCGCGGCUCGAUCAACGAGCCACAGGUGUGUCGCCACUGCAACACCAAGUUCUCCUUCCGUCUGGUGCACAAUCGCUCCAAGUUCACGGACAAGCAGCAAAUUAAGCUGCAGGAGUCGCCGGAUGACAUGCCCGCCGGUCAGACGCCCUACACCGUCCUCCUCUACGCCUGCUCCAGCCUGGUCGACCAGGUGCAGCCGGGUGAGCGCAUCACCAUCACGGGCAUCUACCGCUCCACGCAGAUUCGCGUCAACCCGAAGAUUCGCAACAUCAAGUCGGUUUUUCGCACGCACAUCGACGUGGUGCACUACCGCAAGGCGGAGA
Molecule: messenger RNA, 1087 nt
Organism: Rhagoletis zephyria (snowberry fruit fly)
Lineage: Eukaryota; Metazoa; Arthropoda; Insecta; Diptera; Tephritidae
Source: RefSeq, a predicted model, not a curated record